GUGUGGUGACUCCAUCCAAGUCUCCAAUGUUCUAGUGCUCGUUUGGCAGUAGAGGUGUUACUGGCUCCUCUGCCAAUCUAAUGGAACAGCGUUCCUUCCAGCCAGUGUCAGCGGUCGUAUUGAACAAAUCAAACAUUCGUCACAAACGUGACAACUGUCGUAAACAACAAAUCCUGCUCCUGCUAUUAUGUUGUUUAAACGGAUCAUUGAAGGAAAGUCCAUGUUGAAUGCCGACUCCAGGAAUAAGUCACCGGAGAAAUGUUCUAGAAGGAAGUCGGAAUGCGAUGGCUGUGGCGAACAUUCCACGAUACUCGAAGAAAUGACGAAGUUGGUGCUGUUGGGGGUCGUGCUGUGGGCGGGGGUGACCUUCGGGGCCCAUGUUGCUCCGUACCCACUCAACUUGUUGAUCACAAGUGAUACCAUACACCCGCCACCUAUGUACGACUUUCCAUUUCCAAGCAAAGAAAUGUUGAAAAGAUUGCCCCCGGUGACUACGGUUCACACAAACCGAUCGAUUGAAGUUAGCAAGUUAACGGUUAAGAUGCUGGAACGGUUUGAGAAUAACCUACAAUCUGCUGGUAUUGUGCCCAAGAUGGGCUCAGCGGCGAAGGGUCUGGCUAUACUUGGUAAACCUACGAGUGACGCCAUGCAUUAUGAGGAGUCCUCUAUGAUUAUAACUAAGGCCUCACAGAAUUUGGUCUACACGAGAUGUGGAAGAUACGGGCUAGCCAACGAUGAGUGCGCGAGUUUCAUCAGUACGUUGAACCUUCGUGACAGUGAAUAUGGGGGGGAAUGCGCAGCCUUAGAGCGGUUCACGUGCAGGUCCAAUAAGAUGUCCUCCAGGUACAGGACCUUCGAUGGAUCCUGUAAUAACCCCGUGAGGUCAUCAUGGGGACAAGCGCUAACCGGUUACAAGAGGCUUCUGCACCCGAGAUACGCUGACGGCAUUGAAGAGCCCCGUCGCGCCGUAAGCCACAAGCUACUGCCGUCAGCUCGAGUAGUCAGCACCAAGCUGACGCACAACCUAGAUCGACCUGAUGACAGGAAGACCAUCGCCAUGGCUGUGUGGAGUCAAUUCGUCUACCAUGACUUGGCUCAUACACCUGUUCGCAAGACCAUCCACACGGGCGAAGCCAUCCGUUGCUGCGACAACUCUGGCCUGACGUUGACUCCGCGGUACAUUCACCCAAGCUGCUUGCCCAUCUCAGUCCCCAGCGAUGACCCUUACUUCAAGGAUCAGUACAUCACCUGUAUGGACUACACCAGGUCCGUGACUACCUACAGAGGAGACUGCACAUUCGGAGCCGCGGAGCAGAUGAAUCAAGCCACCCACUUCCUCGACGGGUCCCACAUCUACGGUUCCAACGGGCGUGACGCGGCGGCUCUCCGGGAGAAGACUGGUGGUCUACUAAAGACCUCCAACAUUGAUGACGAGAUCCUCCUGCCUCUGGCCAACAACCCCACGGAGAAGUGUCUGGUUGAGUCCGAUUCUAGCACCUGCUUCAAUGCCGGUGACGUCCGUGUCAAUAUGUACCCCUGGCUGACCGCCAUGCAAACCCUCUGGGUCCGGGAACACAACCGCAUUGCACGCUCCCUCGCCACCCUCAACCCCGGGUGGAACUCGGACAAGCUGUACCAUGAAGCUAGGAGGAUAGUCGUGGCUGAGAUGCAGCAUAUCACAUACAAGCAUUGGGUGCCUGCUCUUACUGGCAAAGCCUUCGAUGAGCUUUACGAAGGAUAUGACACUGGCUACAACUCGGACAUUGACCCCACCGUCACUAACUCCUUCGCCACAGCAGUAUUCCACUUCGUCAACAGCCUCCUGGACCAGGACGUGCAAAUGAUCGAUGACAACAAUGAUGUGACGUCAUCCCGCCUCAUGGAGAACUUCUUCAAGCCAGAUCUGUUGGCGAAACACGGCGCUUUGAAGAAGAUCCUGAAGGGAAUGAUCAGUCAAAAGAGUCAGGAGCUCGACUUCAACUAUGAUGACGACCUCCGCAACCGUUGGCUGGGCGGGCUGGACGUGCUGGCGGUGGACGUGCAGCGCGGACGCGAGCACGGGCUGCCCGGCUACGCGCAGUACCGCGCGCUGUGCGGCCUCGCGCCCGCCGCCGCCUUCCACACUCUGCACGACGUCAUUCCUCAGGAGCUCGUAGACAAGCUAUCUAAAGUGUACGAGCACCCUAAUGACAUCGACCUGGUUGUGGGCAUGAUGGCUGAGACGCCAUUGCCUUCAUCUCUUUUGGGACCAACUGCUACCUGCUUAAUUAAGGAGCAGCUGUGGCGCACGCGCGCGGGCGACCGCUACUUCUACUCGCACCCGACCGAGGCGGGCAGCUUCUCCAAGCGGCAGCUGUCCGAGCUGCGGCGCGCGGCGCUGGCGCGGCUGCUCUGCGACAACGUCGGGUUCAUCGCCGUCCAGCGCGACGUCUUCCGCCCACCUUCUGAGAGCAACCCCAUAGUGUCCUGCGAGGAGAUAAAGAAAGUUAACCUUGAAGCAUGGCAGGAGUCCUCCUCACAACCCGACAUCCUCACUCGCACCAACAAGUGGCUUAAAAACAAAGUGGGUACCGGCAACUCUACUAAAUAGACUAAGAUCUUACGCCAUUUCUAGUCGAAAAACUUUAGAGGGGACGAAGGACCAAGACGAGAUGUUAGUUAACUAUAGUAUCUGUUUUGUCACGUCAUACUAUUGCUACGGAUAGAAUCUGGUUUUGGCUAAUUUAAAAAAUGCUUGGUUUUGGUUUCGCGUUUUGGAAAAAGCGGAAUACGAACGAUUACUAGUCUUUCGACUAAAAAUUGCAAUACGCCUAGUUGUUAAUUUAGUUAAUUUAGUUUCCCAUUAUUGGACGCGGUACAAGUUGUAUGCCUCGGUGAAUUUUAAGACUGAUUUUGCAUUGAUUACUGUUGGCAUUAUUGUUAUCAUGUAACUUGUAUAUUUUCUUUCAAUAUACAGUUCUUAUUCAUAUUGGUUUUCUUUCGAUAAGUAUCCCAAUAUAGUUUGAGCUGCUUUUGUACUUAUUUUCAAAAAAUCUUUGGUCAACUGAUAUCAAGUGAAAAUAAAAGCAACUUGUGCCGUAGUACUAAGUACAGUGAUUCAGUAUUGGUUGUUUGUAUUGUAUAAUGCCUUAUAAUCUCGUUCCUAGUGUGAACAAUAUGAAGUAAUUUAAGGAAAUUUUGUAUAAAUAGCUUGUUCGUACAAAUGCAGCCUCUUCGUGAAUUCCAGGAUGCGACUCAUUAAUACGUCAAGAGAUUAAGUGUAUGUAGACAAUAGUUUGGACCCCAAUUAUGCUAAUAACUUUACCUCUAUCGUUUCGCUCUUUUUCAUCGUUUCGGUAUCGCGAAAACAGUUUGAUUCUUGGAUCGAAACGAUCAGUUUCGACCCAAGAAUCAAACUCUACUAUCAACCAUCGUUGCCGGAGCCAUAACAAGAUUCCAAGAUAAAGUUGUAAUUGAAUACCUUAGCGAACAAGAUAAAGAUGCAUUCCAGUUAAAGUUAUUAGUGCGAUUGCCCUGCUGUAGUCAUAAGGUUGUACUGUGUAGUACAAUGGCUGUGAUACACGAAGCGUGGGUGAAACCACGUUUCUCUAGACAUAUCGCAUGCGCGGUGGGUCCUCUAGUUCCAUAUGUUAAAAGAUCAGGGGACUCUUUUCAUGUUUUGUUAUAAAAAUAUUGUGUUUAAAAAAGAUUUUAAAAUUUAAAAAACGUUUCUAAAAAGAAUAUCUACGUGAUAGUUUAUAACUAUUUCGUCGUGAUUUCGGUGAAGGUUAUGUAAAAAUUCAGCUCCUGAGCAAUUUUUUCAGUUAGUUUUAUUUCAGAAGCCGAUUUUUUAAUGGAAAUAUCUUUUAUUUCAACUUCCCAAAAUAAAUUUUGUGAAACAGAUUAAAUUUUUUAUGAAAAUCUAGAUCAUGUUGUUAUUAUUAUAUAAGUAAUAAAUACUUUAAUUUUCCGUCUCAUUACAGCAAUCUCAAAAAUGAUAGAAUGAUAUAAACUGAGUGAUGCAUGGUAAUCUUACGUGGAUCGUACAAUACCUACAGUAAUUUUAUGAAAUUUUAUAAAUGACCUGAGAUCAUUAUGUAUAUACAAUUAAUAUGACAGGCGUUCAAAUUCAUAUAGAGGCUUUGGUGCAUGUGGCAUGCUCCAAAUAAGUGUUAAUAGUAAAAUCAAUAAUGAAGUGUAUUUUUUUCAAUGGACAUAACAUUAUUUUACACAAUUUGCAUCACUCAAUACUUCGUAAUAUGUCACUGAUUGAACUAAAUACUUAGUUAUACAAUUAUAAACAUCUAAUAAAAUCAAGGGGCUUGCAUUGUUACCUUUUGCUUGACAAGUUUAUUGUUAUUUUAUCUAAAAUAAAACUGCUUUACGGUGACAUAUUGCUAUAAAAAUAUAUAAUUAUUUCUUCAGUCAGGGUUAUAUAAAUCAUUGCGUUAACGUUAAUUAUCUUUUAUACGAUAUAAAAUAAAGACUUAUUUAAUUAA
Molecule: messenger RNA, 4478 nt
Organism: Plodia interpunctella (Indianmeal moth)
Lineage: Eukaryota; Metazoa; Arthropoda; Insecta; Lepidoptera; Pyralidae
Product: peroxidase-like
Exons: 13
Coding region: 188-2590 (800 amino acids)
Biological process (GO): response to oxidative stress
Molecular function (GO): peroxidase activity; heme binding
Source: RefSeq, a predicted model, not a curated record